This is a messenger RNA of Rubroshorea leprosula, 665 nucleotides long. The record is from the annotation of a GenBank genome assembly. Lineage: Eukaryota; Viridiplantae; Streptophyta; Magnoliopsida; Malvales; Dipterocarpaceae.
CAUUCAAAAAGAACUACAAAUUGGGAGAUGGAGCUCCAGGCUUAGCUUAGGCUUCUGGCGGCGUUUCCUUAAUGAGGCUAAUGAUACUGACAACAUAAAUUAGAUGGACAAGAACAUUCUACCCGAACAAAUAACCAUUCUGGGUGAACCUGGAGCAUUAUCAAAAACUUGGACCAGAGAGAAGUGCUGUGUAUAUAAAGCCCCAUUUCUACUACUUAUUUCUAUCAGCUUCUAAUUGGCGAGCAAUCCUUUUACAAAACAACAUACACCUUACAAUGGCAUGCAAGCUAAUUGAGAAUCACAGAAAAGAUGCAAAGAUUACCAUGGUGAAGAUCUUUGCAAGCGAAAGUCUAUUAAGUUACUGGAGGAAUAUUCUCUCCCCAAAGGUCUCGUUGAGUUUGGUCAUGAUAGAUCCCAGGCUUUAUCUGGCUGAAGAAUAAGAAAAAAUAAUAAUAAUAACACAGGUUUAAUCUCACUAACAAGUAGUUACCAAGUUUGCAGAAAAAAGUUGAGCAAGAAAUGUUAGAGGCCUUCAGGCUGAGGAGCUGGUCAUUGUGGGCACCAUCUCAGAUAUUUUCAACAAACUCCUUCUUCCCCCAAAAUUACAUCAGCUUCUUCCAAUGACAUUUCAUUCACAAUUUCAGCAAUUAAGCUGGAUGAGAAGG